AAACAAAACCGCUUUAGAAAGCAUGGGCCUUCUCUGCAUGAAUCAAUAUUCCAGCCCUGUCCUUGCUAUUCAGCAAUGAGGCCAACUAGAGGAGGGGGGAGUGAGCUGGGGCCAGGGGGUGUUGGUUAUCACAGAGUUAGAAUCCCAUUGGUGACUGGGACAGAAAUGAUCUCUAUAUGUCUGAGUGGGAAGGAGCACAUAGAGACACAGUGAAACAGCCUGGCGCUCACAGACACCAGACUCGGGACAUCUGUUUGCGUAUGCUGGAGCUGCAUCACCCGGGAGAUUGUGACGGAAUGGCAAAUCCAAAACUCAAGUGGCUGAUCGUGAUUCAGCUCUUGCUGCUUGAAUGCAUCCACUCCCAGCCUGCCACUCCGCCGGGCCGGAAGGUCCUGCGGUACCAGAAUAUGACCCUGGAGGGAGACCGAAAGCCAGAGCUGCUGCUGACCGCCUCUGGACCUACCCUGCAGGCUGGCCUCCCAGGAUCCCCAGGACCAGAUGGAGACUCAGGUAUUGAGGAAGAGACACCUGAAGGGACCCUCCGUCUGGUGAGGAGCAUCAUGAUGAUGCUCCGGGAGAAGAUGCGACCCAUCAGCCUGGAGGGCAGCAUUAGCUGUGAGGAGCUCCUGGCAACAGCGACACUGGACAGCUCUGCAUCUGCUCUCUUCCCCCGCGAGCUGCUGGGGCUGUCCCUAGUGCCAGUUCUGGUGGCUGCUGGCUGCUCUAGGGAGGCCCAGGUCCUGGUUCUGCAGCUGUUUGAAAUACUGGGCCAGGAGGAUACAGAGGAGCUACUGCUUGACUUGGAUGAGCUGUUGGAGAGGAACCGCAGGCUGCAAGCCACCAGCUCCCCCAGCGGGGCAUGGAGGGAGUCACACCUACGAGCUGUUAUGUUCAACAUCCAGCAGCUGGCCAGGACUGAGGAGGAGUGGGGUCAGAACUUGGGAGAUAGAGUGACUGGGGGGGACGAUGAGUGUCAGGGCUGGAUAAGGGUGAAUGGAACUCAGCUCCUGGGCCAGACGGCUGAGGAGGAAGGGGAAAUGGCAGCGGCAGUGCGUGCCUGUGAGCUUCUGGGCCACAAGUGUGCCGGUGUGUCCCCUGGUGUCACUUUGGGCCUUUACAGGGCAGUGUUGAGAAGACAAAGCCGCGUGGUGCCCUCUACUGGCUCGGAGAGCUGGAUCCGAGAGUGUGGGCUGCCCCGCGCUGGACGUGUCACGCGCAGCACCGAACAAGACUGCGUGGACAAGAGAGAGGAGCGUGUCUACAGCGUAGUGGAGUGGAUCCCCGCAGUGAGCACGCUCUACGGCCUGGGCACUGCUGUUUACUACGCGUCUGUCAAUUGCUCUACCACGGCAAAGGAGAGGGCCCUCCUCAGCGCUGUGGACCUGGGCACCGACGCCCUGAUGGCUGUGACGGGGGGCACAGUGGGGGUGGCAGGCUAUGCGCUGGGGGCUGGCGUGAAGACGGGCGUGAAAGCAGGGAUCAAGUACCUCCUCAAGAACAUGAACAGCAAAGAGGACAUAAUCAUGAACCAGAAUAUCUGGUCCACCACUUUUACUAUUGAGUAAUGUUUCAUAGAGGACAUUUCCUCUGCUUAAUACAGGUUGAAUAUUCACCCUCGCUCCAAAUACAGACUAUAAAGGUAGUACCCAUCCCCAGUCCUGGUCCCAGAGUGGCCCCAAGCACAGUGGAAUAUUGAUGAAUACCGGAUCAUUUAUUUGGUGAAGUUCUAUUUAAACUGAAGUUCUGCUUCAGUUUAAGCAUAAAUUGGGAAAGGAAAUUCUAAGCUUGAAAUUUUGUUGUUACUCAUUAAUUUUUACCAUAGACUAGUUCCUCACAUAAUGUGCUAGCAAGAGAUUCACAGAACCAGGCUUAUACUGUUUAUUGAAAUAAUUUUCAGUGGAGACAGAGACGGACCUCAGCGUUUCUCUAGACUGAGAGAAAUGUCCACAGCGACACGAUUAUUUUCUGGUAAAAGCAUAACAGGGAAAUUCCGUUAAAGAUUAAGAAUGAGUCAGCCUUUUUUAGGUUUUCAAACAGACAACCAGUAGGUAAAUCAGUGCAGGUUUUUGUAUAUACAGCAGGCAGUGACACCCAUUAAUCAGAUUUUCACAAAUAGUUUUAAGAAUCAUUGUAGAUCUUAGUUAUUUCUUGUAGAUCUUUCAGAGUAUCCAGAUGUACCUACACAGGACAAUAGCAGGUCUUGUAAAAAAGGAAGAACCUCAAUUAACUUAGACUGCAAUAUUGUAACUGAAGUGUAACAGAAAUAUUUGUCAUUGAAUGUGAUAUGUAAAUUUGAAAUGUAGAUCCUUUAAAUUUACACAACCUGACUUUCAGCCAGCGAGCUUAUUGUGUUUCUAUUUUUAUUGCUUUUGUAUCCAGUUCAGUUCAACUCAUUAGGCAACAUAGGCCACACAGGGCGGCAUUUCCGCCAGCUUAGCUGAUUACACUUUGUUUUGAACGGGGGGCACAACGCAGGGGGCACAACGCAGGGGGCACCACAUGGGCUAUGACUGGCCCUGAGUAUACCGCAGUUUCCUGAAAUGACUUUUAAAAUUUCAGCUAUAAUUAUUGCAAUCCCCAUUAUGUAAACCAGAUGGAACUUCGCCAUGCUGUGUGUGAUUUACGCUCCAUGAUGCAAUUUGUGCCAGGAAUGUACAGUAAAGAAGUCAAAAUGAA
Molecule: messenger RNA, 2676 nt
Organism: Paramormyrops kingsleyae
Lineage: Eukaryota; Metazoa; Chordata; Actinopteri; Osteoglossiformes; Mormyridae
Gene: apof
Product: apolipoprotein F
Biological process (GO): cholesterol metabolic process
Source: RefSeq, a predicted model, not a curated record